This is a messenger RNA of Epinephelus lanceolatus (giant grouper), 1339 nucleotides long. RefSeq names its product midkine-B. Lineage: Eukaryota; Metazoa; Chordata; Actinopteri; Perciformes; Serranidae. Gene Ontology annotation, molecular function: growth factor activity. The record is from RefSeq and is a predicted model, not a curated record.
AAAAGCAGGGGGCUCGGGGAGGUGCAUGAAUGAGAGUCAUAGGAAGCGAGAGAGACAGAACUUUCCCCUGAGUCUUUCCACAACUGCCUGGUAAACAAGAUGAGGGCUGCGCCGCUGCUGCUGCUGCUGUUAGUCACGCUCAUCACCGUCCAAACUGUGGCUGGAGGGAAAAACAAAAAAGAGAAAAACAAACCCUCCCAGCCCGGGUCAGAAUGCACUGACUGGCGCUAUGGCAACUGUGUCCCUAGCAACGGGGACUGCGGAGCAGGGUUUAGAGAGGGGUCAUGUGACCAGCAGAACAAGAAGAUGAAAUGUAGAGUACCUUGCAACUGGAAAAAGGACUUUGGAGCUGACUGUAAGUAUCGCUUUGGUAAUUGGGGAGAAUGUGAUCCAAGCUCCAGCUCAAAGACCAGAACAGGGACAUUGAAGAAGGCUCUGUACAAUGUAGAGUGUCAACAGACUAUCUCCAUCUCCAAACCUUGCACCGGGAAAACCAAGACAAAACCCAAAGGGAAGAAGAAAAAAGGCAAGGGCAACUAGAAACAGGCUGUUUUGAAGAGUCUCCAGGGACAGACAAGAGUCUUCAGAGCUGAAGAGCAAAUAGAAACAGAACAAUAAUUGUCUGAACCAGCUUUCCUCCGACAGAUGCACAGAGGCCCCAGCACUUGUAGAUUUAUAGCCUAAUUUCCAUACACGCAAUUUUGAAUCUGAGCUUCGUCAACCGUGUGUAGCAUAUUGUUACUGUAUGUAUCACCAACAGGUAGCAUAGGUGGACACUAUGAUUUGGAAAGAAAAUUAUUUUAUAAAAAGAAAAGAGACAUAUACAUCUGGACUUAAAUUAAUGAUGUAAAUAUGCAGUAAAUCUCUAGGACUAAUGAUGUGAGCAUGACUUGUUGCAUUAAAACCAGCCAACACAGGUGUUUGAAAUCAAACUGCAUUUGGAAUAUUAAUACAUUUCUAGACCACUGUGCUCCUUAACCCAUCACUACCACACCUGUUGUAGAUUAUAUGCAUCUCUGUGUCUUAUUGUUUCAGCUACUUCUGUGGCAAUAAACACAGCCCACAGCCAGGAAUCUAUACCAUUCAAUCAGUCUACCUACCAUAGCUCCUUGUAGAUGAACGUGCAUUUGGAAUAUCUGCAUUAUAAAUUUCCUAAGGGACCACACAAGCCCUGUAUUAUACAUUUCUUUCAUUUUGAAUAUUGUCAAAAGAAAAACAAAGGCACUUGCUGUAAGGCUUUUUCUCACUGACCUUUUCACUCCCACUUUAGAAUGACCAUUUCUUCUUCUGUAGUUCUUCUUUUCCAUUUUUCUUUUGUUUAUUAAAAUUUCCAAACAUA